Aspergillus homomorphus CBS 101889 is the source of this 1830-nucleotide messenger RNA. Its product is annotated as acyltransferase family protein. Lineage: Eukaryota; Fungi; Ascomycota; Eurotiomycetes; Eurotiales; Aspergillaceae. The coding region runs from base 294 to 1637 and encodes 447 amino acids. Gene Ontology annotation, cellular component: membrane. Gene Ontology annotation, molecular function: acyltransferase activity, transferring groups other than amino-acyl groups. The record is from RefSeq and is a predicted model, not a curated record. Gene Ontology annotation, biological process: polysaccharide biosynthetic process. The transcript has a single exon.
CUAAUUAAAGCGAUUUCUGCCUCCCUGCCUAAAUGUCCAGCCAGUGAACUGGACCCUCCCUCAGGGACUAGCCUGGUCUAGCUUUUUUCCCCCCGUGGUCGUCAUUGGUGAGGCUGACUCCAUCGUCAGGGUCUCGCCGAGCCUCAAUACGAGAUGGUGCUUUUGCGACCCCCCGAAUUCCAUUGAAAAGGGGUUGACCCCGCUGAACCUGCAUGCCUACUGAAGAGUGACAUGAUUCUUUGCUCGACCAUGUCCGAUUCGAGUGAGAUGUCAACAUUGCUGGGCUGCCGAAAAUGACUGCCCUCGACCGCAUUCAGUGGCUGGAUGGCCUCCGCGGCAUCGCCGCUGCCAUUGUCGCCUUUGACCACUACUUCAUGAGCGAUGUCUGGCAUCCCUUCGUCUCCUUCUGGGCUGAGCCCCCCGAGGCCAACCGCCACUUGGUACAACUGCCUCCCAUUCGUAUCCUCUUCUCCGCCCAUUCUAUGGUGACCCUGUUCAUGGUCAUCUCCGGCUUCGCUAUCUCCGUCAGUCUGCUUAAGGUCCGCCACAGCCCGCAAUUCUUGCCGCGAGUGACCUCCGCCAUCGUACGGCGCGUCUUUCGCAUCUACCUGCCUGUUGCCGUCUUGGCCACUCUGAGCCAGGUGCUCUUCUUUUUUGAUUUGUACCACUGGACCUUCGAUGAGGGGUUUCUCGACGGAUUGGAGCCCUGGACCAACCCAUGGGCCCACAUCCAGUGGCUGUUUGGUUACAUGGCUGACAGCGUCAACGUCAUCGCUUUCGAGUAUCGCGGCGGUUUGAACGGACAACUGUGGACCAUGCCCCUGGAAUUCCGGGGGUCCAACGUGGUGUAUCUGCUCACGGUCGGACUGUCGGCGUGGCGCCCCAAGCUCCGCCUCUGGGUCCUACCGCUCUUGGCCGGCUUCUUCCUCUGGGCGGGCAAUUGGGACAUCUUUGGCUUUAUCUGGGGCUUGUGGCUGGCGGAGAGGGCCACCGGCGCUGCUGUCCGCACUGCCGCUUUGGCAGAUGACGGGCUCGAUGACGAGGAGAAGCUACCCCGACCCUCCUGUACCACCACCCGAUGCCGGCUUCGCUCAUCGCUAAAGAAGAUCUUUACUCUGUCGCGGCUCGUCACCAUCAUCACCUUCGUGGUCGGGUACUAUCUCCUUUGCCUUGGCAACGACGGCCACUUGCCCCCGGGCUACCAGUUCCUUGCGGCCCUCCAGCCGGCCAAGUGGAAGGACCGGUGGGACAUCUAUCAAUUGUGCUGGAAGUCGGUCGGCGCCGCAUGCCUGGUCUUUGCGAUCGCUCAGUCCCCAUUACUGCAACGGCCCCUCAACACUCGCCCCGUGCAGUAUCUAGGCAAGAUUUCCUUUUCGCUUUACCUGCUGCAUGAAACCAUUUAUCAGCUCUGGCGCAACCCCUUGCGAGACUUGGUGUAUUUAAUGGCCAGUGGGACCCCGUAUCUGAGUAGCGCGGAGGCCCUCCGAGACGACCCGUUCGCCUUCCAUGUGGCGUGGUGGGCAUCAGGGAUCGUCUUGGGAACAGUCGUCCUUUUCGCAUCGCAUUAUUACACCAUCUAUGUCGACAAUAAGUGUGUGGCUCUUGCGAAGAGAUUGGAGCGGUGGUUCACGUCUUGAUAUCGGGCGCAAAUGCAACCCACCCAUGAGGAAGGAUUCAAUAGCCGUUGUCCGUUGCCCAGUGCGACAGAUCAAUGAGACAUAGCACACCUGCGCCGGGUUGCUCUCAGCCCCCAGGAUGACACAUGGUAAUCAGCCAGAAACUCGUACAGGCAUAUCCAUGCGCGAUGCGAGACCUAUGCACGCUCGACGU